AUGGCACCCAAGAAACGUGCCCGCUGCCAGAUAUGCGACGAUAACGGAUCGAAAUAUUCGUGCCCGAAAUGCAACGUUCUAUACUGUUCCGUGCCAUGCUUUAAACGACACAAAGGAACGGACGAAACCGGGACCGAAGAAAUGCUCCCAAAGCCCAAGCAGCUCAGACCUCUUACUUCGCUGAAAUGGCCCUACGUCCCAGAAGAAACCGCGUUUCCCGAUCCUCUCAAGCGUGACGACCCCAAACCGCUCACACUCCCUCAAUACGAGGCGAUAGCGACGUCCCCCGCCGUCCGCAAAGCGCUCGCCGCGCAUCCACGGCUGAACCAGCUCCUGACUUCCAUCGACGCCUUGCGAGGCCGAGAUCGGGAAGCUGAGCUCGAGCGCGCACUUGGCGUUUCGCCCGCAGGGGAAGACGGUCGCCACAACCCUACUAUAGCAUACGAGGACGGCGACACUAUCGCUCUACGUGAACUCGCUGAAGCGAUCGAAGCCGCCGUCAGGGGCGAUAAGCGAGAUACGCUUGGACUGGACUGGGGCGACCGAGCCUAA
Punctularia strigosozonata HHB-11173 SS5 is the source of this 552-nucleotide messenger RNA. RefSeq lists its product as uncharacterized. The coding region runs from base 1 to 552 and encodes 183 amino acids. NCBI's taxonomy places the organism in Eukaryota, Fungi, Basidiomycota, Agaricomycetes, Corticiales, Punctulariaceae. Gene Ontology annotation, biological process: snoRNA localization; maturation of LSU-rRNA from tricistronic rRNA transcript (SSU-rRNA, 5.8S rRNA, LSU-rRNA); box C/D snoRNP assembly. Gene Ontology annotation, cellular component: nucleus; pre-snoRNP complex. The transcript is spliced from 4 exons. The record is from RefSeq and is a predicted model, not a curated record.